Messenger RNA from Rhinichthys klamathensis goyatoka, 696 nucleotides. It is a transcript of the gene commd8, whose product is annotated as COMM domain containing 8. Bases 97 to 627 code for a protein of 176 amino acids. The transcript has 6 exons. NCBI's taxonomy places the organism in Eukaryota, Metazoa, Chordata, Actinopteri, Cypriniformes, Leuciscidae. The record is from RefSeq and is a predicted model, not a curated record.
CUGAAGGCACUGACGCGACAGCCGACAGAAGAUGAAGUCAUGUGACAUUUCGGUCAGCUGACAUCAUUGACGCUGAGGAAGACGACAGACAGCAAAAUGAUCAAAUUGCUCGACAAAUUGCCAUCUGAAGAAUGUCCUAAACUCAUGCACAGGGUGGUGGAUGGGGUGUGCGGGCGGAGUGGUCCGAGGCAAACAGAUUACAGUGAUCGGUGGAGUCUGACAGAAUGGGUGGAGUUAAUGAACACUCUCUCUUCUCUCAUCCGCUUUGCUGUAGGAAGGGGCUGCUCAGAUCAAGAGAUCCAGGAACUGCUGAGUGAUUUGGCCACAGCACGGGCUGAGGCUGUUGUCCAGUGUGUGCGGUCCAGGUUUGAUGAGAUCAGACAUGCUCUGGUGGAGAGAACUAAUACCAUCUCUAGCACACAGCUACAGGACUUUAACUGGCAGUUAAAGCUGGCAUUAUCCAGUGAUAAGCUGUCAGCUUUAAACACCCCUCUGCUAAAUCUCAGUCUGGACCUGAAAGAGAAUGGACUUCAGAGAUCUGUGAAUAUAGAAAUGAAUAAAGAGGAGCUGCAAACUCUCAUCAGUUCACUAGAGGCUGCUAAUAAGGUGGUGCUGCAGUUGAAAUGAAGAUACCAACCUGUACAUUUCCUUAUAAAGAUGAUUCUGUGCCAUCUGCUGUCAAAGAGAGGAUUUCUG